Bipolaris maydis ATCC 48331 is the source of this 971-nucleotide messenger RNA. NCBI's taxonomy places the organism in Eukaryota, Fungi, Ascomycota, Dothideomycetes, Pleosporales, Pleosporaceae. The record is from RefSeq and is a predicted model, not a curated record.
AAGCUAGGGAGACGUUUUUUUUACUUUGAUGGCGGCAGUGGUAGCGGCAGUGGUAAGCGGGAUUCACUUAUUAAACUGACUUUCGCUUUCCCAUGUUGAACUUCCCGCUCGCUCGAUCUUAUUGUGGGUUAUGUUACCAAGAUCUUGGAGUCCUCCGUAUACCGGCGGUUUGAAGACCCAUCAAUGCAUAUGUACGGCUGUCGCGGCCGAACAGCGGAACAGAAGUGGAUGACAAUGACAUUAAGAGCCCCCCCCCCCCUCCCCCAGCAAUACGUGGCAUUCGGUAUCGCAUCGGGUACAGACAGGCACAUGUCCUGCGGUCGCUUCCUGUACUUGGCCAAGAGGGGGAGGGGGGGGUGCCACCGUGAGAACGCACGGAAGAAAUGGGUCCAGGGUCUUAUUCCUUUGCGCACUUGGACGGACGAGCGAUUGGAUGGAAGAGACAAGGGUGGAGGAAGGGAAGGGGGAGACCUACGGAUGGCCACGCGAUAUGCGUGCGUGCCUUGGCUCUUUUCGCCGUAAAUACCACCGUGGCGCGGUUGACGUUACUGUCAUGGAUGUGCUGAAAGCAAUAGGAAUAGUAUCGAAGUACGUAACAUGGGUCGGUUCCUCUUGGAAGGUGUGCUGGAAGUCGCCGUCUCUCGCUCCGCUCCUCCGACAGUCCAUCCUGUACCUAUCUCACCCUCCGCUCUCACACAGCCAGGAAUCCAUCGGUAAGAUUGUAUAUUUUUUUGUUGCUCGAGCGAAUGACCAAGGCACUACCUGGUCUAAGUACUGGCCAGGACAGCGCACAGUGUACUUCGGACCUGCACGCUCCGAACCAAAGCUGAAAAAGAGAAGAGGGAAAAAAGAUUGGAAAGGAAAAAGAGCGGUACACUAGUGAUGGGCUAAGCUGAGGCGUGAGAUUGGAGAGAGCAAGGACAGGGUCUCUAGCCCAUAAUAGUCUCUUUUUCUGACUCAGUUUGCACGAC